AUGGCAACGGGAGCGUGUUUUGCAUUAUUUGGCCCGGCACUUGCUGAGUAUAUCUUUGGCAUUCCGACCCGAGUGGGGCAGGGGGAGGAUUGCCCUGAGCUGAUCAACUUGCCAGUCGGGACCACCAUUUCGGCGUUGGCUUACAGGGAGAAGUUCUUUCAGCUGGAGUUUGAUUUUCUGUGGUUCGAAAAAUUCCGGCUGCAUCCGCGUGAACAAAUGUUCUGGUGGCGUAUCAUCCGCGGUGCCAUCCCGACCAAUUCCUGGCUCUUCCGGUGGGGGCUUGUGGAUCUCCCAAGCUGCCCGUGGGGGUGCAAUUGUGAGGAGACGGUGCUGCACCUCACUGCUCAUUGCGGGAUGCUCAUUUCGACCCAUGAGGUGCUUGCCAAGUGGGGCUUUGCCUUGCCGAUGUUCCAGAAUUGGGAGGAUAUGUUGAAUGGCCUUUCUCUCUCGGCCAAGAUGAAUGCGAGUGUUGGAAGACUCUAUUGUUAUGUGGUUUAUCAAGUUUGGCGGGCCCGUAACGACAAAGUGCACGGGCAGGCGUUUGGCACGCCUUCGGUGCUUGCGGCUAAUGCCUUGGCCAUGCUUCCGAGAUGUUUUGCGAUGCCGGCCUGGGAGCAAUGGUGCACCUUCCAGCCCUUUAGGAUGUCGUCUUCCACUCAUUGGUGCACCCCCCCUGGGUGGGUAAAGUUCAACAUUGAUGCUUCGGUCCGUCCCAAUUCUGUGGCCGGUCUGGGUGUUGUGGCUCGGGACCAUGAUGGCAAGCUGCUUCUUGCCGUCGGGAGCCUGGUGGAGCAAUGGGAUGUUACGAGGGCUGAAAUUCUUGCGGCCAUUGCUAUCCGGGGUGCUGUUGAAGAUUGGAUGUUCAAUAUUGAUGGGAUUAUUAUUGAGGGAGAUUGCCGCAAUGCGAUUAAGUGGCUCCAAGGGGCUUUCAACCGCCUGAAUAAGCUCCAUCUGAGGACUGAAGGGCCGGACCUCUCCUUCCUGCUGGAUUUUCGCCAGGUGUUGUUCUCUAAUGUCCCUCGUCAAUGUAAUCGGCCGGCCAACUUCUGUGCUAAUUAUGCCUAUUUUGGCAAUUUUAUGUGGAAGGAUUGUGAUGAUAGAAAUGUACCCCCCUCCUUUUUGUCUCUUUUGAGGGGUGAUAGUGACCAAGCCUAG
Molecule: messenger RNA, 1155 nt
Organism: Dendrobium catenatum
Lineage: Eukaryota; Viridiplantae; Streptophyta; Magnoliopsida; Asparagales; Orchidaceae
Exons: 1
Coding region: 1-1155 (384 amino acids)
Molecular function (GO): nucleic acid binding; RNA-DNA hybrid ribonuclease activity
Source: RefSeq, a predicted model, not a curated record